UUCUCCGUUUAUGGUCACAUCUUUUUCACCGAAGUGGCAACACCGCGAGUUUUGGUUUUUUUCGCACACGAUAAAAGUCGGAAAUUAUUGUAGUUUUGAAGGAAUUGCAAAAAGAAUAGAGCCCCAGGACAUAUGCAAAGGCUAGACAGCGGCAAAAGGUGUUGUUGCUGCUGCUGCCCUGCCGCCUCGCGAUCGAUUGGGUGUUGCAUGCCUAUGUGUGUGUUGCGGCGUGCUCUGGCGUGCCCCAAGUAAAUAAUGUGGAACAUGAUGUGCGACGUAAUGCCCACGAUUUCGGAGGACAGCAUAUCGCAGCGCUCUUCGCAGUUCAGCGGCGAGGAUGCGAAUUUUGAGCAGCUGAUGGUCUCCAUGCUCGAUGAGCGGGACAAGCUGAUGGACAGCCUGCGUGAGGCGCAGGAGCGGCUGGGCGAGACGGAAGGGAAGCUGCGCGAUGUGGAAAAGGAGCGUGAUAGUCUCCAGCGUCAAAUCAAUGCCAAUCUGCCGCAGGAGUUUGCCACACUCACCAAGGAGCUGACACAGGCACGCGAGACCCUGUUGGAGCGCGACGAGGAGAUUGGCGAACUCAAGGCGGAACGCAAUAACACCAGGCUUCUACUGGAGCAUCUGGAGUGCCUGGUGUCCCGGCAUGAGCGCUCCCUCCGCAUGACAGUGGUGAAGCGUCAGGCUGCUGCCCAGAGUGGCGUCUCCAGCGAAGUGGAAGUGCUCAAAGCCCUGAAGUCCCUGUUCGAGCACCACAAGGCGCUGGACGAGAAGGUGCGCGAGCGGCUGCGCCUCUCCAUCGAGAAGAACAAUGUGCUGGAGGAGGAGCUGAAUACAACCAAAGAGGAGCUGACGCAGUACAAGGCGGGCGGCACGGGUGCGGGACCAGGGAGUGGCUCCGUUCCAGGUGGAGGCACUGAGAAUGGCCUGAAAGAGAAGAUGGCGGGCGGAGGCGUGGGCGGAGCUGGCGGCGGCGUCAAUGGGGACGCCAAUGAGCUCAACGAUUAUGCGGCCAAAACCCACGAGCUGCAGACGAUCAUCGAGAAGCAGACCUCCGAACUGUCGCAAUGGCAGCGACGUGUCUCCGAUUUGAACAACAAAAUCAGCGAACUGGAGGAGAAUAUGUCGCGGGUGCAGAAGGACCACUGCAAGGCGCAGGAUCAGUGCUCCAAGCUGCAGCGUGAUCUGCGCGAGAAUGUGGCCCAAAAGGAGGACCAGGAGGAGCGCAUAACCACGCUGGAGAAGCGCUAUGUGAACGCGCAGCGCGAGUCCACGUCGCUGCACGACCUGAACGAGAAACUGGAGCAGGAACUAAGGCACAAGGAGGCGCAGCUAAAGCUGCACGAGGAAAAGAUCGGAGCCAUUGAGGAGAAACUGGAGCUAUCCGAACAGAAGCUUGCCCAACAUGCCAAACUUCAGCCCGACAUGGAAGAGCAGCUGAAGGCGCGCAUGGAGGCGUUGACUAAGGUAGGAAAUAAGGCUCAAGAGAGACAUGGAUCGGCGGAGGAUCGUAUACGGGGACUGGAAACGAAUCUGGAUGAGAAGACCACGGAGGUUGUAAGACUGAACCAGCGUCUCAAGAUGAACGAGGAGCACAAUCUGCGUCUGUCCUCGACGGUGGACAAGCUGCUGUCCGAGUCCAACGAGCGGCUGCAGGUGCAUCUGAAGGAGCGCAUGCACGCCCUGGACGAGAAGAACGCCCUGACGCAGGAGCUGGAGAAGGCGCGCAAGGUGGCCGAGGAGCUGCACCAUGAGAAGAGCGAGAUCAUGAAGGAGCUCUCCAAGACGCGCCUGGAGAUUGAGAACUUUAAGCGGCAGCUGCUGCAGCAGGAGAUCGCCUACAAUAUCCAGCAGACGGAGGCCCUCACCCGGAGCCUGUCGCCCAGCAGCGUGGUCGAUGGCAGCGGACAGUUCUCGCGGAGUGCCUCGCACGCCAGCUUCGAGACGCACUCGCUGCGGCGCCAGAAACAGUCGCGGCUGACGGAGGAGAACGCCCUGGCCCGGUCCAUGGCCGAGCAGGAGUGGGAGAAGCUGCAGCAGGCGGCGCACGCCCACCAGCAGGCCUACGAGCUGGUGACCAGUGCCCAGGACUGUGACGACGCCGAUGUCCUGUAUGCGGCCGCGUCGGCGGACAUGAUGUCGCCAUCGGGACACACGGACGCCCAGACGCUGGCCAUGAUGCUGCAGGAGCAGCUGGAUGCCAUCAACAAUGAGAUACGGCUGAUCCAGGAGGAGAAGCAAUCGACGGAGGCGCGAGCCGAGGAGCUGGAAUCGCGGGUCGGCAGCCUGGAGCAUGUGAAUCUGUUGGCCCGCGGACGAUCCAUGGACCGGCAGAGUCCGGAAAUGAGUGGGAGGAGCACUCCGAAUAGCCCUCAAAGGGAUUUCAUGCAGAAAUAUCAUACGCUCAACUUGCCCGUGCUGUCCAGCGAUGCCUCACGCGAGGAACUCCAUGGGGGGAUGUCCACCACUGGCGAUUCGAGCUCUGGCGGCGCUGCAUCACCAUUGACGGCCCGUUCGAUGCGCUUGGAGCGUGUGGCGCAGGCCCUGGCCCACAGUCAGGAGGAGCUGCGUCGUCGCUCGAUUGGAUUGAACCCGAAUGCGCCCGUUUCCCAGAACCACAACCACAUGGCCAUGAGCACUCACGGCAGCUACGGCCUGUCGCCUCUGAGCUCGCGCUACGGCAGCCAGGAGUCGCUCCGCCACUACAACACCAUGGGCUCCAUGUCCAUGCUGCAGACACCCACCUCGGGUGUGUCCAGAGAGGCCGCCGCUGCGGCGGUGCAAAAGAAAAAGGGCAUCAAGUCCUCGCUGGGGCGUUUCUUUAGCAAAAAGGAAAAGGUCAAGGGCGUCAAGGACACGCUGCCCGAUGGCUCGCCCAGCAUGAUGUCCAUCGGCAAUCUGUCGAUCGGCCUGAGCGAAGUGGACUCCAACUACGAUGCCAUGAGCAUGACGGGAGGCAUGAUGCCGCGGAUUGCCAGUGCGCAGGGAUCAAAGAUCAGCAGCGUCGACUAUGGCAGGCAGAAAAAAGAGCACGACUAUCGCAACGAUUUGUUGGGUGAGGCCAUGAAGGCGGGCACACCGUUUGCCCUGUGGAAUGGUCCCACAAUUGUGGCCUGGCUAGAGCUUUGGGUGGGCAUGCCCGCCUGGUACGUGGCCGCCUGUCGCGCCAAUGUCAAAUCGGGUGCCAUUAUGAGUGCCCUCAGCGAUACGGAAAUACAGCGGGAGAUUGGCAUUAGCAAUCCUUUGCACAGGCUCAAAUUGCGUUUGGCCAUACAGGAAAUGGUUUCACUGACCUCUCCCUCGGCGCCACAAACCUCCAGAACCACAUUGGCAUUUGGCGACAUGAAUCACGAGUGGAUUGGCAACUACUGGCUGCCCGGACUGGGUCUGCCGCAAUAUCGCACAACAUUUAUGGAGUGUCUAGUGGAUGCCCGCAUGCUGGACCAUCUGACCAAAAAGGACUUGCGCGGCCAGCUGAAAAUGGUGGACAGCUUUCAUCGCACCAGCCUACAGUAUGGCAUCUCAAUGCUCAAGCGCUUGAAUUACGAUCGCACCGAACUGGAGCACAGGCGAAAGAUGAGCGAGAAUGGACUGUGCGAUGUGCUGGUGUGGAGCAAUGAACGCGUCAUACGCUGGGUGGGCAGCAUAGGACUUAAAGAAUAUGCCAACAAUCUGCUCGAAUCGGGUGUGCAUGGGGCACUGAUGGCCCUGGAUGAGGGCUUCGAUGCCACUGCCAUGGGACUGGCCCUACAGAUACCCACACAAAAUGCUCAGGCUCGCCAAAUACUCGAUACGGAGUUCAAUAAUCUACUGCAAAUAGCCACAGAUCGGAGGCCGGAGAACGAGCAGCGAAGCGCAUCCUGAUGCAGCUACAGUCCGCCCACAACAUCGGUGGAUGAGUAAUUCAGCGAAAGCAGACCCAAGCAGGCACUAAAAAAAAAAGACCAGGGCAAAAGACCUUUUUCCUAAGCCAGAACUAGAAAUGAGAGACAGAUAUGAAAUGUUAGCAUCAACUAAAAGCCACAAAAAAAUUCUAACAAGAAAGACGCAACGCAAGAGACUCCCCCGCAGCAUGAUGCACGUCUAAUCCAUAUAUAUAUAUAUCUAUAUAUAUAUAUAUACAUAUAUAAAUACACGCAUAGUCAUACAUAUACGUAUAUAUAUCCAUAAAAUCAACAACAAGACAAUGUAUACAAGACAUAGCACAUACUCUAUAUAGGAAAUAUUGUACGAGAUCAAGUUCGUUCGGUUCGGUUCGGUUCGGCCCGGGAUUUUGCAGUGGACUGCCGCUGCCGUGUACAAGUUUUAGAAGCUAAACAGUUUAUAAUUAUUAUAUUUUUUACCAAGUGACAUAUAUAAUUUACACACACAUAUAUUGUAUAUAUAUAUAAACGAUAUAGUGUAAUUGGGCUUGCAAUAGACUAACAGUAUUUUGUUUUAUAUAGCUAUGAUUGUUCAGAGAUCGGACAGAGAGACAGGCGUGCUUCGAACCAAAUUCGUAACCAAACAUUGUUUGUUAUAUAAUUUUUAUGGCAUUUUUUGUACAGUUUUUUAUUUAUAAUUCAUUUAAAGUACAGUUUCUUUUGUAUUAAUUUUUUUUAUGUACAUCGUAAAAACUGAAAGAACAACAUGCACAACAAUCAGGCAUACAUAUAUAGUAAACCGCUGCAUAUAUAUAUAUAUAUAUAUACGAUACACAAACACAUAUAUAAAGCUCACUUCUAUAAACAGUAAAUAUAUAUAUAUAUAUAUAUAUAUAUAUAGAAUAUAUUAUCAAGCAUACGUGUAACUAACAAAAGAAAGUAUUAAAAGAGGGAGGAAAGUGGAGGUGAAAGUGGAAGAGGUGGAUCGAAUAAGUCGCAAGCGCCCAUUGAAAAAUCAACUAUUUACACACACUCUUAUAUAUUGUAUACAUACAUACGAGAUGAAUCCAGUAAUCGAACAAGCUUUAAGGGCAAACUAAACCUAAAACUAAACCUAAACCUAAAACUAAAAACCUAAAAACCUAAAACGUAAAAACCUAUAAAAAAACUUAACUCUUAGCCUGUGCUUAAACUUUCUCUUAACUCGAGCAUCAUACAAUUAUUUGGCAUCUUUAAAUAAUUCGUACGAAUAAUAUUCAAAACACAAUCUAAAAGCAUAUCCAUUGUUUUUCAAAACAAACCCCCAAAAAAAAUCCCCUUUCCAUUUUCUAAGUUGUUACGUUUAAGGUCUUUUCUGUUCGGAAACCCUCGGAAAUUAAGUUAUUUUCUGAUGUACUUAUUUGUGCAGAUCUACAUUUAAAGCACACAAACUGCCUGCAUGUCCAUGCAUGCGCCAUGCCCCAUGCCCCAUGCCCCGUACAUACUGCUUCAGUUGUUGGAUGUUUCUGUUCUGUGCAUUACGUAUUUUUAAGUUCUAACCAAAAUCGUAACUAACGCUUGUCUUUAAGUUGAAAACCAAUAUGUACGUAUGAUUAAAAGAGGUAUAAACAUUUAAAUUUAGUUGUACGACAAGUAUAAAUAUCUAACUAUAACAAAUACUAACAAGACAAGAAGCAUACUUAAUGAAAUUAUUUCAAACGUAUUAGCAAAAUUAAUAACAACAUAAAAACCAUGCGUAAAAGAACUUCUAAACAAGGGCAAAACUUAUUUAUGUAUGUAAACGACGACGGUAGCAUUAAAGCAAAUAUUUAUGAUGUGUAACCCUAAAUUUACUAAAUACGAGUACUAAUGCAAGAUCUAAGUUAAUUUAAACGGAGGACGGAUCCAUCGAGGGCGGAUCGAGUAUCGAUUGAUUGGUUUAAUUGUUGACUUUUUGUUGAAUAAUCCGCGAAAAGAAGAUCUAAAGUAACUAAAGUAAAAAUAAUGACACUAAAAAAUAUAUAAAUUGAUGAUUACACGCAGCAUAUGUAAAUACUAUUAUAUAUUUCAAAAAUAAUAUUGUGAAAAGCAUGGAAAGCGGAAAUGGAAAAACAAUACUAACAAUUUAGUAAAGGCGUAAAAUUCCGAUUUAGGAGUUUUUUAUAUGUACCAUAUAUAUUUGAAAAGAUGAGAAAAAAAAACAAGCAAACCAACAAAAAGCAAAACAAAA
Molecule: messenger RNA, 6069 nt
Organism: Drosophila pseudoobscura
Lineage: Eukaryota; Metazoa; Arthropoda; Insecta; Diptera; Drosophilidae
Gene: Liprin-alpha
Product: PTPRF interacting protein alpha
Exons: 14
Coding region: 256-3861 (1201 amino acids)
Biological process (GO): synapse organization
Cellular component (GO): presynaptic active zone
Molecular function (GO): protein binding
Source: RefSeq, a predicted model, not a curated record